GGAUCCUGGAAACCAGCCUGAACUUUUGCUCCCUUGGCUUUGGAUGUUUCUUGGGCUUAGCUGAACAAAAAUCACCUUUCCCUAAGCCGAGCCGUGCUCAGCCUGUUGCUCCCUACGAGGCAGCACUCAAGUGUUUGAUUUUCAGAAUUAUUCAAGUGGUUAUGGUUAGAAACGUGACUGAGGAGAGGGUACAUGAUGUACCACGCCUCUCAGCCGAUAACUCCUCACGGGGUUUCCUGAGUCAUUUGUUGAGUUUACCGAGAAAAACACUUUUUGUACCUCUGUCAGCAGCACUGCAGGGCUGGGACUGGGUGAGGCCAGGGCCGGCAGCCCCAGCCCGGCUCUCUGCCCAUAAUGAGCUGCACUAAUCAAGAGGGGGAAAAGCAGAAGAGCAAAUCUGAUUGUCUGGGUUGGGAGAGGGCGUUUCCAUCACAAAGAGAGAAGGGUGUCAGUGAGGAGCUCAUGGAAAGACUGACGUUGGCAUGGGUGGCAUCUCUCGGGUGCUGGUGUCAGCCCCUGGGUUCAAGAGGAUCGUGACAGAUCAGCACUUGCUCAAACGAGAUUUUGGCUCUGGAUUGCUUGGCAAUGAAACUUUGAUUUUUAAGGUGCUGAGAACUACUCCCUGCAGCCCACCUUCCCAUUAACUCCCAGCUAUGAUAAGGGUAGGGCUGGCUCAGAAUUUACCCCACUGCAAGUGUGUAAGAAAUUACUCCAGUGCAUAAAACCCAAGUGGAAACAUUUUCCUCUGCCUGUGGAACAAUAAUUACAGUUCUUUGACAGGGGUUUUGAUGAGCAACAGUAUUACAAGGAGAGGUUUUACAUCCCUCUUGUUUCAUGUGGCCAAGUUGGAAAUUACACAUCUUUUCCUGGAGGAUAUGAGGAAUUGUUCCUGAGUUCAGAUAUUGUUGCUGGAUGUUGUUAUUAAGGCUUAAUUUUCCCCUUUAUUAAAAUUUCUGGGAGCAUUUCUAUCACUCACGUUCUCUGUGUACAAACCAUUAUCACCCUCAUAUCUGAAACGAUGGUUUACCUAAAGCUGCUGUGAAAUAUGAGUGAUGACAAAGAAUGAUAAACCAAGGCUGGGCUGUAGAGUGCUAUCAGAACUUCUUAUUGCAUGAAACUGCAUUGAAAUGCACUAUUGAAACUGGUGCCUUAUCACUCUGAAACACUUUACUGGAAACCUAAUGUUCAGCAUGUUGUGGGAUCAGUCCUUGACAGCAGAUCCUUGAGGUCAGAACAGUUUGAUCAUACACUUUUAGGGAUUUUUUUUUUUUAGAAUAAAACCAAACCUAUUUGAAAUGAAUUAAGUUGGGUCAGGGCUGGAUCAGGCAGCAGGAGUGCAGUAACUCCACAUGAGUGGGGUGCACAGGGAUGACUCCCCUGCGCCGCGUUGGAGCAGGGCUGGGAGCUGCUGCUGGGUUUCCCAACACAACCGGUGAUGAAGUGUCUCGUCUCCUGUCACGCUCCCGGGCUCUCCAGGAUUGUCUGCUCUGUUAGUCACUCCAUUUGGCCGCAGCAGUUUCGUGCAUUUGGCCGCUGUGGGGAUGUUUCGUUGCCACAGCAGCGGUGCCAGCUCUGCGCGGUGACAGCGGGGUGAGCCUCAAUAUCCGUCCCGGCAGCCCCGGAGCUGCCGGGAGCCGGCAGAGGAUGCUCCGAGGGUUAUUUUCCAGCUGCACUGGGGACAUUCCCUUCGACCCCGCAAGCCCCUUUUGUGCCUUUCUGAGUCGCACCGCAGCAGAUGCGGGAUGGGCAGGGGCUGUGCCGCUCACCCCGCACUCCGCAGAGAUGAUUUCUGAGAUAAGCUAAUGGUACACGGGGCUUAGUUUUAAUUCCCGAGCGCGGUGGCAGCUGGCUCACAACCCUCUCUGCUGCCUUUGCUUGUUCUUCGGGUUGUAACUACUUUUAGUGUGCCCUGUCAUAACGUGCCUGCCAUAAAAUCCCGAGGGAGGAGCCCUCCCCCAUUAGCCGGGGGUUGCCUGGAAGUGUUCCUGGGGACAGGACCACUUUCCUGCUCCCUUCCCAGCGCUGCAGUACCCGAAAAGUUUAACUGUUCUGAGAGUGCCUGGGGGAGUCUCUUCCCAUUUUACUGCCUGAGCUCAUCCGCAGCGUCACAGGGCUGAGUUUCAGAAAUCCCUAUUUCUCUUUUUCCUCUUCCUUCCCAGAGCAAAUGAGAAAUGGUUGUUUCAUUGUUUCACUGAGGAUAUUUUCAUAUUGCUGUAGUUGGCAGGCUGGGUGUGCACCAGGCUCCUGGGAAUGCUGCUGCUGCUGCCACUUCCUCUGCUCCAAGCAAAACUUUUGCUGCAAUUACAGGCAGCAGCUGGGAACUGGGGGAGGAAGGCAGGGAUUAACAGCCUUGUGCUUUCACAGAUUCCCUCCAACACCUCAGCAAGGGCAAAUGCAACCUGCUGCAGAUUUGGACCUGCCCUUUGGAUGAUUUACAGGGCGAAGGCGCAGCGGGAGGGAGGCACGUUGGGUGCAUUUGGGGCAGUUUCAGCAACGCUCUGUGCAAUACUGUGACUAGCCUGGGCAUAAAAUCCAUUUGCCUAGUCUUCCCUGGUGAAAGAUAUAUGCUUGGUUAUCAAUAAAUUAGUCACCCAGCAAAACUGUACAGAACAGCCCUGGCCCACAGGCAGUGGCACAAGAUACACCUGCAUUGCAAGAGGUGCACGCUGGGGCUGCUGCUCUCAGUGGGAACCUUCUCUGGAGGUUGGCUGUGGGAUUAAAGAGGUGAUUUUACCACCCUCAUGUUCUCUAAGUCCACCUGACCAUCCUUCCUGGGCACAGAUAGUCCAAGAAAUUUUUUUUAACUGCUCCUUUUUGUUUGUAGAAUGAGCUUGGCUCUCUCCAGAGGGGUUACAGGAACGACCAAACCAGCCUCGGAGCCAACAGCCUGGUGAACCAGCCUGGGGUUUGCACCAGUAGUGCCACUUUCAUGUGACAACAUGCCCCAGCUGGCAAACCCUGGCUCCCUGGGGGCAGCCUGGAUCUGAAAUGUUGGUGGGAGAACGUGUCUGCUCUGCUGGAGGACCUCGCCUGCAUCAGUUUUGCUCAGCAGCGAAAUCUUGGGGUGGGAUAAUCAUGAGCUUGUUGUUUUGCUGCUGUGCUGGUGGACUUUGAGAAGCUGGAGUGAAAUUUCUGUCCCUCUGUAGGGUUGACACCUUUGGACUGUGCAUAAUGAUCACCAAAGUCACCUGUGACCCUGGAAACCAAGAGACUUCUUCUGCCACCAAGGUGGGAGCUGUGCCAUCCAAAAUCCCUGACCUUGUGUACCUGUGCUCCAGGGACACACGGUGCAGAUAAGUGUCCACUCGCCUGAGAAGCAAGCCUGGAAGCAGAAUUCCCUGAGCCUGGCAUGGGAAGGCCAGGAUAAUGAUGGAGAAAGGUCUGGGCAACUUCCUGAAUCACAGCUUUUCUACCAGAGCACCUUGUCCAGUGCCAGAAGCCCUGGGGUGUUCGGACCAUGGGGUGAUGCCACUCGACUUCCCACAUCCCAAGACCUCUGUGACAAGCCAGGAAGGAGCCCUCUCCAGGAGGCACUUGGCUCCAUGCUGGGGGAACCCCCGAGCUUGGCAUUUUAGGGCUGCAAUGCCCGUGAUGGUCCCUCCUUUUGGUCACAUCCUUCUUCCCGAAUGAAAAAUGACGCAGCAAUGCCAAGAUUUCCCGCCUCCGUAGGUGAGGGAAACACCUGUGGGGGAGAGAGAGCUGGGCCCUUUCCCCUGCUCAUUAAUUCAGUAAAUUACAAAGGGAAAUACAUGCCGGGAAAAGCAAGAAAAAUCCCAAAAGUUAAUCCAGGAGUUAUUUCCUCCUGGUACCGGGAUAAAAACGUGUUCUUCGGAGCUCUCCAGGUCAGACAUCGUCGAGACAGGUGAACCCACGCCAAAGAACAAGGUCUCCCAAGCAGCUGAAAUGAAGGGAUCCCACUUGUUCCUCUGCCUCUUCUCCACGUGCUGCUGGGUGGAUUUGAUGCCCACAGCCGGGAACAAAAUCCUGCACUUUGGAGCCUGCAGGGUUUCCAUGAGCAUGACCGAGAUCAGGGCUGGUUUCACAGCAAUUAAAGCCAAUAUUCAAGCAAGAGACCCCAUCCGGACCCUGAGCAUCUUGUCCCAUCCUCACUCCCUGCACAAGGUUAACUCUUCAGACAGGUGCUGCAUCACCCAUCACCUCUUCAACUUCUACGUGGACAAAGUUUUCAAGCACUGCAAGACCGAGGAUUCGUUUGUGAACCGAAAAAUCAGCAGCAUCGCCAACUCCUUCCUCAGCAUGAAGAGGAAACUGGAGCAGUGUCAUGAGCAAAAUCAGUGCUUGUGUGGGCAGGAAUCCACUGAGAAAUUUAAUCAAAUACUUGCAAACUAUGAAGGGCUGAAUGUCACAAAUGCAGCAAUGAAAUCCCUGGGUGAGCUGGACAUCCUGUUAGACUGGAUGGAGAAAUCUCCUUAGGGAGCAGGAGGCAUCAACGACCCACCACGGCUGGGGCUGACGGAGCUGCUGGGACCUUGCACACCCCAGUGAUGAGAGGGACAAAAAUGCCCUGUAUCAGUGCAGCUCCUCACUGAUGCCAGCUGGGUUCAGUCAGAGUGCUUUGCUAGCCAGGCACAUCAGUGAAGGCACCAACAGAGUCUUCAUUAAGAUGGAAAUAACGAGUUUGAUUAAAUCAGCGCUGCCCUUGCUUAGCUGGCUUCUAUCAAAGGAUGCUCCAAGGGAAAAAGCUCAAAGGGUUUCUCUUGCUAGCAGACAUAAGCUGUG
Messenger RNA from Neopelma chrysocephalum (saffron-crested tyrant-manakin), 4740 nucleotides. Its product is annotated as interleukin-20-like. The coding region runs from base 3904 to 4434 and encodes 176 amino acids. The transcript is spliced from 7 exons. Lineage: Eukaryota; Metazoa; Chordata; Aves; Passeriformes; Pipridae. The record is from RefSeq and is a predicted model, not a curated record.